Molecule: messenger RNA, 1069 nt
Organism: Folsomia candida
Lineage: Eukaryota; Metazoa; Arthropoda; Collembola; Entomobryomorpha; Isotomidae
Product: esterase LipQ
Exons: 2
Coding region: 121-966 (281 amino acids)
Source: RefSeq, a predicted model, not a curated record
UGGUACGUGUUGAGAUCAAAUCCUUUAAAAAGAGAUGCUUCACUGAUACCGAAUUCAAUUCAAUAUUUGGGUAACAAUCCUACCAAUAGAAUAAAAGUGAGGUUUUGAUUGCUUAAAAAAAUGGAAACUUUAAAGAAUUUCGGGGCCUUCGUUUUGUUAAUAUUUUUCAUGGUCCAUAAUACCAGUGUAAACUGUCAAGUUCUUGCCCCAACCUAUGCAAACGUUUCCUAUGGGGACGACCCCGCACAAAUCGUGGACUACUACAUCGCACCAAAUAAUUCCCUCACCUCUGUGACACAUGUUGUCAUUCUGAUCCACGGCGGGGCGUGGGGAGGGGGCUCAAAAUCCGACAUGUCCCCAUUUGUCCCGUUCAUCUUAUCUGCUUUCCCUGGUUACCUCGUGGCAAACAUGGAGUACCGACUGGGCACUUGGUCCUCACCCGGGUAUCCCAAACAAACAGAAGACAUUGGCGCGGUGAUUUCCUUCAUCAAAUCGAAACUACCCGGGCAAAAGUUGACCUUCGCUCUUUUCGGGGGUUCCGCUGGGGCGCAUCUCUCCCUUCUGUAUGGCUACCGAUACGACGCCAUCAAUCGAGAUGUCAGCGUCGUGAUCGAUGUCGUUGGCCCGGCGGAUUUUACGGAUCCUGCCUACGCUUGGAAUCUGGUGUACAAUUGGAUCUUCUUUGCCUUCAUUGGACCUAACUUUUACUUUUUAAAUCCGGGUAUUUAUAAUGAGACGAGCCCGCUAACUUGGGCGACUCCAAACUCUCCGAAAACCAUCGGUUUCUAUGGCGACAAGGAUCCCCUCGUCCCGAACAGUCAGCAUAAAAUAUUAGGAGAUAAGUUAAACAAUUUGGGGGUCGUGAAUGAGGUGACGGUGUACAGCGGGGGUCAUUUCGACUGGAGUCCGACAGACGUGCAGGAUAUGAAGGAUAAGAUUGUGGUUUUCUUGGCUAAGUAUUUUUAAGCCAGGGUAAAAUUCUCUUAAGAAUUGUAGAUGUUUUGUGAUUUCAUGGUGACUGAGAUAAAAAAAUUUCAAUAAAUAUAUAGUUUGACUUAAUCAUAUGAAA